Manis pentadactyla (Chinese pangolin) is the source of this 2483-nucleotide messenger RNA. RefSeq names its product neuraminidase 3 (gene NEU3). The transcript is spliced from 3 exons. Gene Ontology annotation, cellular component: cytoplasm; lysosome; membrane. NCBI's taxonomy places the organism in Eukaryota, Metazoa, Chordata, Mammalia, Pholidota, Manidae. The coding region runs from base 683 to 1969 and encodes 428 amino acids. Gene Ontology annotation, biological process: oligosaccharide catabolic process; ganglioside catabolic process. The record is from RefSeq and is a predicted model, not a curated record. Gene Ontology annotation, molecular function: exo-alpha-sialidase activity.
GACUCUCAGGCUGUGCAGGGAAGUUUUAGACGGUGAUACCAAUCGACGGGGACAGAAGACGGGAAGAGGGGGAGGAAAUGGAAGGGCCGGGGGCGGAGCCAGGGAGCUGAACAACGGGUGGGAGCCGUGGAAGACCCAGGGCAUGAACUUGACCUUGGGCCCGGACCGGAGUGAGUCUCAUCGGAGAGGAAGGGGCAGGCCCCGCGCCACAGCCGGGGCGAGGCUGGCGGCUGGGAAGAACGGGGACAGCCAAGGCUGGGCAGCGAGGGGGCGGGGCGAGGACGGAGAGGGGCGGGGUCUUAGCCAAGCCGAUUUGUGGGGGCGGGGCUGACUCCUGGCCGCGUCCUGCCGCUGGCGGCUGCUGCUUGGGUCCUCCUCGGUACCCACUUCCUCUCCUGCGCUUGGCGUGUGGAUCUGCCCGCCCGCGUCCUCCCCCCUGGCCCCUCGGUAUCUUUGUGUCCGUGUCCGCAGUCUGUCUGUCUGUCUCUUUCUUCCGUCUCCCCAGCCUUGAUCAUUCUUACGGGCUUCCGUGUCUGAGACGUGAGAGCGCGUUCCCACGCCCAGCUCUGCCGCGAGAGAGACGGAGGAGCCGGGGACCCGCGCAGAAUGGCAUGACAGAGCAGAACUUGCAUACAAGCCAGCGUGAAUACACAUUGAGCUGCCUCCUAUCCUUGCAGAGGUCAUGGAAGAGGUGACAUCGUGCUCCUUCAACAGCCCUCUGUUCCAGCAGGAAGACAAGAGAGGGGUCACCUACCGGAUCCCAGCCCUGCUCUACGUGCCUCUGACCCACACCUUCCUGGCCUUUGCAGAGAAGCGCUCCACAAGCAGGGAUGAGGAUGCCCUCCACCUGGUGCUGAGGCGGGGGCUGAGGACUGGGCACUCGAUACAGUGGGGUCCUCUGAAGCCACUGAUGGAAGCCACAUUACCUGGGCAUCGCACCAUGAACCCCUGUCCUGUGUGGGAGCAGAAGAGUGGCCGUGUGUACUUAUUCUUCAUCUGUGUGCAGGGCCUUGUCACUGAGCAUCAACAGAUUCUGACAGGCAGGAAUGCUGCCCGCCUCUGCUUCAUCUGCAGUCAGGAUGCUGGCAGUUCGUGGAGUGAGGUGAGGGACCUGACUGAGGAGGUCAUUGGCCCAGAGGUGAAGCGUUGGGCCACAUUUGCUGUGGGCCCAGGUCAUGGCAUCCAGCUGCAGUCAGGGAGGUUGGUCAUCCCAGCAUAUGCCUACUACAUCCCUUACUGGUUCUUUUGCCUCCGGCUACCAUGUAAAGCCAGGCCUCAUUCCCUGAUGAUCUACAGUGAUGACCUAGGGACCACAUGGCACCAUGGCAAGCUUAUUAAGCCCAUGGUGACAGUGGAAUGUGAAGUGGCAGAGGUAAGUGGGAGGGCCGGCUACCCUGUUCUGUAUUGCAGUGCCCGGACACCACACAGGUGCCGGGCGGAGGCACUAAGCACUGACCGCGGUGAAUGCUUUCAGAGACCAGCCCUGAGCCAACAGCUCUGUGAGCCCCCACAUGGCUGCCAGGGCAGUGUGGUGAGUUUCCGACCGCUGGAGAUCCCACAUGGGUGUCAGGACUCUAAUGGCAAAGAUGUUCCUACUGUUCAGCAGAGUCUUCUACUGGACAGCUCCCCGAAGCUACAGCCGGAAGCUGGAACACAGUCAGAAUCAUGGCUCCUAUACUCACACCCAACCAGUAAGAAACGAAGGGUCAACCUAGGCAUCUACCUCAACCAGACCCCUUUGGAGGGUGCCUGCUGGUCCCGUCCCUGGAUCUUGCACACUGGGCCCUGCGGCUACUCUGAUUUGGCUGUUCUGGAGAAUGAAGACUUGUUUGGGUGUUUGUUUGAGUGUGGGACCAAGCAGGAGUUUGAGCAGAUUGCCUUCCGCCUGUUUACAGCCCGAGAGAUCCUGAGCCACAUGCAUGGGGACUGCACCGGCCCUGGGAGGAACUAUGAGCCAGUUCCAAAUUAAUUGGUUUAGGACCCAACUUUCCAGACAAGGGAAACCAGUGAAGGCAACCAUAGGCAGGAUAAUGGAGGAGGCUGGGUUAACAGGUUACCGAAGUCUACAGAGAAUCCAAAAACUUAAUAUUCUGCUUCCUAUCUUUUUUUACUUCUCCUUCUCCAAAGAACAAAAUGAGAAUUUGCCACAGCUCCUGCAGUGGAAAGAGCAUUCAUCUGUGAGUUGGGAAAUCAUGAUGUGGUCCUGGCUGUCCACUGGCUUGCUUUGGGGCCUUAGACACGUCACCCAACUUUCUGGGUCUCAGGUCCCCAUCUGUAAAAGGAGAGGAUUGGUCCUGUGAUUUCCCUGCUUCCCAGCCUUAGGAAAGGCAGAGUGUCUGCAUGCUCCGUGAUCAGCAAGUAAGUCCUGGAUGCACAUAGGACUCUGAUCUCAGAAUGGAAGUCAGAGGAUUCAUCUUUUCAAUGACUUGUCACUCAUCCGCAUGUGAGGUUACAAGCAGGAAGAUCUGGAUGGUUCUGUUUUU